This is a messenger RNA of Neofelis nebulosa (Clouded leopard), 1446 nucleotides long. RefSeq names its product paired box 6 (gene PAX6). Gene Ontology annotation, biological process: regulation of transcription by RNA polymerase II; anatomical structure development. Gene Ontology annotation, molecular function: DNA-binding transcription factor activity, RNA polymerase II-specific; RNA polymerase II cis-regulatory region sequence-specific DNA binding. The record is from RefSeq and is a predicted model, not a curated record. The coding region runs from base 109 to 1419 and encodes 436 amino acids. NCBI's taxonomy places the organism in Eukaryota, Metazoa, Chordata, Mammalia, Carnivora, Felidae. The transcript is spliced from 12 exons.
GCGCGCAGAUGUGUGAGACCUUUUAUUGUAAGAGUGGACAGACUUCCCAGAUUUCAGAGCCCCAUUUUCGAGCCCCGUGGGAUCCCGCGGCCCCCAGCCAGCGCCAGCAUGCAGAACAGUCACAGCGGAGUGAAUCAGCUCGGUGGUGUCUUUGUCAACGGGCGGCCACUGCCGGACUCCACCCGGCAGAAGAUCGUAGAGCUAGCUCACAGCGGGGCCCGGCCGUGCGACAUUUCCCGAAUUCUGCAGACCCAUGCAGAUGCAAAAGUCCAAGUGCUGGACAAUCAAAACGUGUCCAACGGAUGUGUGAGUAAAAUUCUGGGCAGGUAUUACGAGACUGGCUCCAUCAGACCCAGGGCAAUCGGUGGUAGUAAACCGAGAGUAGCGACUCCAGAAGUUGUAAGCAAAAUAGCCCAGUAUAAGCGGGAGUGCCCGUCCAUCUUUGCUUGGGAAAUCCGAGACAGAUUAUUGUCCGAGGGGGUCUGUACCAACGAUAACAUACCAAGUGUGUCAUCAAUAAACAGAGUUCUUCGCAACCUGGCUAGCGAAAAGCAACAGAUGGGCGCAGACGGCAUGUAUGAUAAACUAAGGAUGUUGAACGGGCAGACCGGAAGCUGGGGUACCCGCCCCGGUUGGUAUCCGGGGACUUCUGUGCCAGGGCAACCUACACAAGAUGGCUGCCAGCAACAGGAAGGAGGGGGAGAGAAUACCAACUCUAUCAGUUCCAAUGGAGAAGAUUCAGAUGAGGCCCAAAUGCGACUUCAGCUGAAGCGGAAGCUGCAAAGAAAUAGAACAUCCUUUACCCAAGAGCAAAUUGAGGCCCUGGAGAAAGAGUUUGAGAGAACCCAUUAUCCAGAUGUGUUUGCCCGAGAAAGACUAGCGGCCAAAAUAGAUCUACCUGAAGCAAGAAUACAGGUAUGGUUUUCUAAUCGGAGGGCCAAAUGGCGAAGAGAAGAAAAACUGAGGAAUCAGAGGAGACAGGCCAGCAACACACCUAGUCACAUCCCCAUCAGCAGUAGUUUCAGCACCAGUGUCUACCAGCCAAUCCCACAACCCACCACGCCUGUUUCCUCCUUCACCUCUGGCUCCAUGUUGGGCCGGACAGACACAGCCCUCACAAACACGUACAGCGCUCUGCCACCCAUGCCCAGCUUCACCAUGGCGAAUAACCUGCCUAUGCAACCCCCAGUCCCCAGCCAGACCUCUUCGUACUCCUGCAUGCUGCCCACCAGCCCUUCGGUGAACGGGCGGAGUUAUGAUACCUACACCCCCCCACAUAUGCAGACACACAUGAACAGUCAGCCAAUGGGCACCUCGGGCACCACUUCCACAGGACUCAUUUCCCCUGGUGUGUCAGUUCCCGUUCAAGUUCCUGGAAGUGAACCUGAUAUGUCUCAAUAUUGGCCAAGAUUACAGUAAAAAAAAAAAAAAAAAAAAAAAAAAAAA